CCCCUCCAAGUUCCAACCCAAGGCCGCGAUUUCUGUUUCCGCAUCGAUUGAAGCAGAAAACAAAGCACAGCACAAAAUGGCGGUUAUCUACGUCGACGAAGAAGCCGGAAGCGAUCUCCCCGAGAUUCAGGGCACUGAGGCCGCCCCCUUCAAGACUCUUCUUGAAGCCUACUACCGCCACGGAGCCGAGUCCGAGUACCAGGUCAAGAAGAAGGACGAUGAGGAGGGGUACAAGCCUGCUGCCAAGUCAGCCCUGAAGAAGGCUGUCGCCUACGCUGCUCAGCAGAAGAAGAAGGCCGAGGCUGCUGCUAAGCGAGCUGAGAAGGAUGCUCAAGACGAGGCCGCUCGUUUGGCUGUUCUCGAGGAGGCUAAGAAGCUGAAGAUCACUAACGACCCUUCACUUCCUGAGCCUGUUGCGAUCAACCUCCAAGAGACCGACCCUUCAAAGAUUGGUACACUCCGAAAGAGCAAGGAUGAGCCUACUGAGGGAGUCAAGCGCGUCUCCGUUCAGGGUCGUGUCAACCGUGUUGCUAAGCAGGGUGGUCUUAUUUUUGUAACCCUGCGCCGCGGUCUCAACUUCAUGCAAUGUCUGCUUUCUGGAGAUCUCUCCAAGACCUAUGAUGCUCUUACCCUUUCGAGAGAGACCUCUCUCGAGAUCAUUGGUGAGCUUUGGGAGGUUCCCGCCGGUGCUCACGCCCCUCUCGACCGAGAACUUCGCGCCGACUACUUCAGAGUCAUUGCCAAGGCCCCUGGUGGUGAUGAGGCUUUCACCAACUUGGUUCCCGUUGACGGUGACACCAACACCCUCAUGAACCUCCGCCACCUUACCCUCCGCCACGAGAAGCCCGCCGCCGUCAUGUUCGUUCGCGACAUCGUUGAGGAUGCUUUCCACACCGUUUACAAUGAGUUGGAUGUCAAGAAGGUCAGCCCUCCUGCUCUUGUGCAGACUCAGGUCGAGGGUGGUUCUACUCUUUUCAAGUUCGACUACUAUGGCGAGACCUCAUACUUGACUCAGUCCAGUCAGCUUUACCUCGAGACUGUCCUACCUGUCCUUGGUGACUGCUACUGCAUUGAGAAGUCUUUCCGUGCUGAGAAGUCUCUUACCCGUCGCCAUCUUUCUGAGUACUCCCACGUCGAGGCUGAACUGGAUUUCAUUACCUUCGACAACCUCCUGGACCAUCUUGAGCACGUCAUCUGCCGUGUCAUCGACCUGACCCUCGAGAACCCAGUUGCCGCUGAGGCUAUCAAGAAGUACAACCCUGACUUCGAGAAGCCUUCUCGACCUUUCUUGCGCAUGCGAUACUCUGACGCCAUUGAUUGGCUGCGAGAGCGUGGUAUCAAGAACGAGGAUGGCAACGACCACACCUUUGGCGACGAUAUUGCCGAGGCUGCUGAGCGCAAGAUGACCGACGAGAUCAACCGCCCCAUCUUCCUCACUCACUUCCCUGUCGAGAUCAAGUCCUUCUACAUGUCAAGGGCUAAGGACGACCCCCGCGUGACCGACUCCGUCGAUGUUCUGAUGCCUGGAGUUGGCGAGAUUGUCGGUGGCAGCAUGAGAAUUUGGGACUAUGAGGAGCUCAUGGCCGGUUACAAGCGAGAGGGCAUUGACCCUACAGGAUACUUCUGGUACACUGACCAGCGCAAGUACGGAUCUACUCCUCACGGAGGAUACGGUUUGGGAGCUGAGCGAUUCCUGGCGUGGCUUCUCAAGCUCUGGACUGUGCGAGAAGCUUGCUUGUAUCCCCGAUAUAUGGGCAGAUGCACACCGUAAACGAUGCGCUUAUGAGAUGUAUAACGAAAAUGGAGUACAGGGCUUUGAUAUAGUAGAACAGACCGCUCUAGAGUUAACGUCUAGAAUGAAUUUGCGAGACUGCUUUACUCACCAUUUGUUGCA
Molecule: messenger RNA, 1894 nt
Organism: Fusarium oxysporum Fo47
Lineage: Eukaryota; Fungi; Ascomycota; Sordariomycetes; Hypocreales; Nectriaceae
Product: asparagine--tRNA ligase DED81
Exons: 4
Coding region: 77-1771 (564 amino acids)
Biological process (GO): asparaginyl-tRNA aminoacylation
Cellular component (GO): cytoplasm
Molecular function (GO): asparagine-tRNA ligase activity; ATP binding
Source: RefSeq, a predicted model, not a curated record